Drosophila montana is the source of this 1726-nucleotide messenger RNA. RefSeq names its product phosphoethanolamine cytidylyltransferase (gene Pect). Bases 346 to 1551 code for a protein of 401 amino acids. Gene Ontology annotation, molecular function: ethanolamine-phosphate cytidylyltransferase activity. Gene Ontology annotation, cellular component: cytoplasm. Gene Ontology annotation, biological process: phosphatidylethanolamine biosynthetic process. Lineage: Eukaryota; Metazoa; Arthropoda; Insecta; Diptera; Drosophilidae. The record is from RefSeq and is a predicted model, not a curated record. The transcript is spliced from 7 exons.
GUCAAUUGAGCAACACAUUUGUAGAGCGACUAGAACAUUAAAAUUACACACACUUGAAAAAACUUCGAAGCGUUCGCGCGCUGAUAAGCAAAACAAAAACUAAGUAGCUGCUUCGGGAUUGUCGAAAUAAAAAUAUUAAACGUACUCAAGACUCGGCACAAACAACACUUGGCGCUCGAAGUGUGCACGUCGCCUCUGUUUUUUCGUAUAAUAAUCAAUGUGCUUUUAGAUCGGUAUUUUCAGUGUACAUAAAAAUCUGCAUAUAUAUAUAUAUAUAUGCAUAAUUUGUGAUUCUUGUUUAGGACAAUAUCUAGUAUAAAGGAAAAUUCUACAAAAAAUUCAAUAAUGAGUGACAAAUUAGUGAACGGUACUUGCAACGGCAACGGCGAUGCCAGCAACAAGAAAUGCAACGGUACAAGAAAGGAAGUACGCGUAUGGUGCGAUGGCUGCUACGACAUGGUGCACUUUGGGCAUGCCAAUUCACUGCGACAAGCCAAAGCACUUGGCGAUAAAGUAAUUGUGGGCAUACAUACCGAUGAGGAGAUCACCAAACAUAAGGGACCACCCGUCUUUACCGAGGAGGAGCGCGUCAAGAUGGUCAAAGGCAUUAAAUGGGUGGACGAGGUGGUUCUUGGUGCGCCCUACGUGACCACCCUAGAAGUUCUCGAUCAAAAUAAUUGUGAUUUUUGCGUGCAUGGCGAUGACAUAACAAUGACCGCUGAGGGUGUGGAUACCUAUCAUCUGGUGAAGUCGGCUAACCGUUACAAGGAAGUCAAGCGCACCGCCGGAGUUUCAACCACAGAUCUCGUGGGACGCAUGUUGCUGCUUACGCGCAACCACUUCCGUCAGGGCUCCGCCGAAUAUGACAUUGAGAAAGAAGAAAAACUUUUAAAAAUUCAACAACUGCAAUCCCGUUUAGGUUCAUCGAAUAUGGGUCAGGAUUCUACAGCGAAGAGCCCCUGGACCGGUUGCAGCCAGUUUUUGCCCACAACCCAGAAAAUAAUACAGUUCAGCGAUGGCAAAUCGCCAAAUCCAGGCGAUAAGAUUGUGUAUGUGGCCGGUGCUUUUGAUCUCUUCCACGUGGGUCAUUUGGAUUUCCUGGAAAAGGCUAGCAAAUUGGGCGACUAUUUGAUUGUGGGCCUGCACACAGAUCCCGUUGUUAACUCCUAUAAGGGUAGCAACUAUCCCAUUAUGAAUCUGCACGAGCGUGUGCUUAGCGUAUUGGCCUGCAAGUUUGUCAACGAGGUAGUCAUUGGAGCACCCUACUGUGUCACAGAAGAGCUGCUGGAUCAUUUCAAGAUUGAUGUUGUCUGCCACGGACGCACGCCAAUCUCACUGGAGGAUGGCAAAAUUGAUCCGUAUGCUGUGCCCAAGACGCGAGCCAUAUUUGAGCUACUCGACUCUGGUAACGACAUGACCACAGAGCGCAUUGUUGAGCGCAUCAUAUCGCAUCGACUGGAAUACGAGCGUCGAAAUCAAGCCAAAGAAAAGAAGGAAAUUGAAGCGUUCGAGGCACUCCAGCGACAAAAGCAAACGCAAAAGGCGGGCUAGUUUCCGUUUUUUAAUCAAUAGACAAUGUUUUUAGUUGCAACUUUUUGUUUAGAAUGUUUCGUUUUAUCGUUGUGGAUUCUUUUGAAUAUCGUUAUGUUUUGUGUUGUGUUAAGCAAUUGAAAUUGCUGCGGGCCGAAUAUUGCAUGCCCCUCCAUACACACACACACACACACAC